ACUGCUGCUGCUUCGCCCGUCGACCGGACGGACGGGCCGACCUCACCACUUCCCCACACGACCGCUCCAACGAAACAGUGUGAAACAGAUUUUGGGACUCCCCUCCGAACGACAACAAUGUGACGGUCGGUGGUCAGACGAACCGUGGUUGCCGGCCGUCGCUGCAACUUAAGACAACACUGCGGACGGCAUUUUUUUUUCUUUUCCAUCGACUGCAAUGAAGUUUGGUGCGUUAUCGGGUGUUGGUAGGGCAUUGUCAUGAACGUACAGACGGUCGUGGUCCAUUAUUGAUUAAAAUCAGACAUUUUUAUUCUGUGAUAUUAAUAUUAUGUUUGUGAUUAAAAGCCAGAACAUAGAGUAAUAAUGAAUGAUUCGUGAUAAUGUGAUUACAAUAAUCUAAAAUUUUAGGUCGUACUGUUAGCUAGUUCUGGCGCUGUACUAGUAUACAACUGUUGUGAUUACUGGGCAUGUGUCCCAUGUCCUCAACAAUAAUUCAAAUAAUCUGUAAUUAUCAUUAUUCAUAUUUUAUUGUUUGACAAUGCCGCUGAAUGAUUUACUAUCCACGCUUGGCGACAAUCCGUACUUCGGUGCAGGCUUUGGUCUGUUCGGGCUCGGAUUGGGGGCGGCCGUGUUGCGCAAGGGCGCCUCUGCUGGUCUAGUAUUGUUUCGCCGAAAUUUCAUGAUGACCUUGGAAGUACCGUGCCGUGACAAAAGUUAUCAAUGGGUGCUGCUGUGGGUUACACAAAAAGCAGCCAAGCGUACUCAACACCUGAGCGUAGAGACAACUUUCGAGCAAAUGGAUACCGGACGAGUGAACACCACGUAUCAUUUCUUACCCAGCAUUGGAGUACAUUUAAUCGAAUAUAACGGUAAAUAUAUUCAAGUAACAAGAACUAGGGAACAACAAUCAUUAGAUUUACAUGCUGGUGUUCCGUGGGAAAAUGUUGUACUCACCGCAUUUGGCACAAAUAAGUCAUUAUUCACUAAUAUAUUAGAAGAAGCUCGUCAAAUGGCUUUAAAAACAUUGGAAGGCCGUACAAUUGUAUAUACCGCUUUGGGGUCAGAAUGGCGUCCUUUUGGACAUCCGCAAAAGCCUAGGCCCCUAACAUCAGUUGUAUUAGAUGAUGGUAUUUCUGAAAGAAUAUUAAAAGAUGUACAAAAGUUUAUUUCCAAACCUUAUUGGUACAUUGAACGUGGAAUACCCUAUCGAAGAGGUUAUUUAUUGCACGGUCCACCUGGUUGUGGAAAAACAUCUUUUAUUAAAGCUUUAGCGGGAGAAUUGCAAUAUGGUGUAUGUUUAUUAAAUUUAAGUGAACGUGGACUCACAGAUGAUAGAUUAAACUAUUUAAUGACUGCUGCUCCUCAAAAUACAAUAAUAUUAUUAGAAGAUAUAGAUGCAGCUUUUGGCGGAAGACAUGAAUCUAAACAAGUUACUUCUGCUUAUGAUGGAUUGAGUCGGGUAACAUUAAGUGGCUUAUUAAAUGCUCUUGAUGGGGCUGCUUCAUCUGAAGCUAGAAUAUUAUUUAUGACAACAAAUUACAUUGAAAGACUAGAUGCUGCAUUGAUUAGACCUGGUAGAGUAGAUUCAAAGGAGUAUAUCGGUCAUUGUUCACAAUCGCAAAUUGAACGAAUGUACAAUCGAUUUUUCCUAGAAAAUAAAGACAAUGAAAAAUAUGCUAAAGAAUUUGCAGAAACUGUUUUUAAAACAGGAAAACCUGCAAGUGCGGCUCAAAUCCAAGGUUAUUUUAUGUUAUUAGAAGACUCUUCUCCCAGUGAAUUAAUUAAGAAUUAUAAUUUAAUUUGGGAUACAUAAAAAUUGAUAAAUACAAAUUUGUUAUAUAACUAUGCAAUUAUUGUUACCUAUCUGUUCUCAAUUAGUGUUAUUUAUCAAAUUAUAGUUUAAAAAAAAAAUUAUAAAGAAAGAGCCUGUUAACAAUAAAUA
Messenger RNA from Melanaphis sacchari, 1942 nucleotides. It is a transcript of the gene Bcs1, whose product is annotated as mitochondrial chaperone BCS1. The record is from RefSeq and is a predicted model, not a curated record. Gene Ontology annotation, biological process: mitochondrial respiratory chain complex III assembly; protein insertion into mitochondrial inner membrane from matrix. Bases 539 to 1813 code for a protein of 424 amino acids. Gene Ontology annotation, cellular component: mitochondrial inner membrane. NCBI's taxonomy places the organism in Eukaryota, Metazoa, Arthropoda, Insecta, Hemiptera, Aphididae. The transcript is spliced from 5 exons. Gene Ontology annotation, molecular function: ATP binding; ATP hydrolysis activity.